This is a messenger RNA of Mytilus californianus (California mussel), 3713 nucleotides long. RefSeq names its product titin-like. Gene Ontology annotation, biological process: cell-cell adhesion. The coding region runs from base 172 to 3570 and encodes 1132 amino acids. Lineage: Eukaryota; Metazoa; Mollusca; Bivalvia; Mytilida; Mytilidae. Gene Ontology annotation, molecular function: cell adhesion molecule binding. The transcript is spliced from 15 exons. Gene Ontology annotation, cellular component: neuron projection; cell-cell junction. The record is from RefSeq and is a predicted model, not a curated record.
GAAUCUAAACAGUUCUACAAACUGUUAAAUGAAUGGUUGAACGUUGUAAAAGAAACUAAACGGAAUCCUAUUCCAUAUCUAAAAUGGGCAUUAGAAGAAGUAGAUGAGAAAGAUCUAGUCACAAAAUUGACACAGAAGUUUGGCUCAACACAUGAUAUCGACGAUGACGACAUGGAACAGUUACAGAGUCAACUGACUUCUAGGGAUUUUAGCAUUACAGUAAAGCCACACACAAAUGACAGUCAGAUUAAUAUCCAAGCUGCAACAUUGGUAAUGGGUGAUGGCAACAAUGUAUUGAUGAGAGGUGAAGGAGAGGCAAGGACAGCAUAUGAUUUUGACAGACAAAUGACAAAGCAAGAUUCGAAAGAAAGCCUGAGUAAUGAUUAUCCAAAAAAUUUAUCAUCAAACGUAGUUGAUGGCCCAGGGGAGACAAUAGGAGCUUUCUGUCCUUUGGUUGACGAUUCAAGUGAGACAAGUGGAGCUCACGCUCGCAUGUUUGAUGGCAGGCAAGUAGUAUAUCCAGUAGCAGCACAAUCUGCAGUUGUUGGUAAAACGUAUGUUAUCAAUGUCACAAUUGGUGAAAAGUACAGACCCGAUCAUAUGAUAUGGAGAUGGAAACAGAAUAAAGAAGAUGCUUAUACAAAAUGUUUAUCAAAUUCUUCAAAAUACAACAUAGGAACUGUGGAGAAUCCUUCGUUAACAAUCAAUGAUGUACAAAAAACUGAUCGGGGUUAUUAUAUGUGCCAAGCUGUCAAUGCUACAGGAUCUGUCAAUAGCAAUGAUAUAUUUUUGAAAAUAUAUGGAGAAAUUCCAAAAUCCAUUAUCAAGGUUGAAGAAAAUGUUAUAUUCGGAACAACAGUUAUUCUUGAAUGUGAGAUUACAUCUUUACCAGAUGUAACGUCAUUGACAUGGCUCAAAAAUGGGGAUGAAAUAAGAAUAAAUGCGAAUGCCACCAAAUAUAGUGGAGGAACAAUUCAUCAACCGUCAUUGACAAUAAGCAAUGUUGAUGAUACUGAUAAAGCGGUGUACAAUUGUGAGGUGACAAACUUAGUUGGAACAGGGACGAGUAACUCAGUUGCUUUGAAUAUUAUAGAUAAACCAACAGUGAGAAUCGACGGCGCUGCUUUAGUCUUGACGGGAAGGACCACAACAAUUAGUUGUAAUAUUAAUGUUUCAUCCUCUGCACCAGUUACUAAAUUGACUUGGCUCAAAGAUGCUCGAAAAAUACAACUGGCAUCACACAGUUCUAAAUAUACUGGUGGUAGCAUCCAAACACCCUCUCUUACAAUACAUAAUAUUGAUGAACAAGACAAAGCUUCAUAUAGCUGCAAAGCUAAAAACAUUGUUGGAACAGGACAAAGUAGAGUUGUGCAGUUAGAUGUUGCAGUUAAACCAGUUAUAUUACUUUCGGCAUCAAAAUAUACCGUUAAAGCUGCUGGAUUCGUUACACUAAGAUGUGAAAUCAAAUGCCAUCCAAAACCCAAAAGAGUAGAGUGGUAUAGAUUGAUCGGGGAAGAGAAAACACUUAUAUCAGAAUUGUUAAAGUAUUCAGGGGGAACAGUCAACGUCCCGUCACUAACCAUAACAAAUAUUGGCUGCAAUGAUACAGGUUCUUAUGUUAUGUAUGCGCAAAACGACUUUGGGGAUAGUUGGAGUGACACAGUGACAGUUGAAGGAGAAACACCUGAGAUCAAGCUUUCUACAGCCUCUUCAGUGCUGUCAAGAAAAUCAAUCACCAUUAUGUGUCAUCUUAAAUCAGACAUAACAUCUCUGAAUUGGUUUAAAGAUGACUGUGCACUUAUGUUGGAUUGUAAACACUAUAUCGGCGGAAAUCUUGAUUCGCCGCAUUUGACCAUUACAGCCGUUUCCAAAUUAGACGAAGGGAGAUACACUUGUAAAGCAAGCAAUCGGUUUGGAACAAUAAGCAGUGAACAUAUUUCUUUUACGGUUAUAUUUGACACACCUCAGUUGAAUAUUCAUGAAGGACAAAUUUCAACCGAAGCUGGUACAAGUGUAAAAUUGAGUUGUGAUAUUAUUAGUGAGCCCUCCAUUACAAAAGUCACCUGGUAUAAAUCAGAAAAUUACAAAUCAAAUAAGGUUUCUUCAUCAGAAAGAUACGACGGUGGUACAGUUGAACAGCCAUCUCUCACUAUUGUUAAUGCAAAAGUAAACGACAGUGGUGUAUAUUUCGUCGAAGCAGAAAAUGUAGCCGGAAAAGAACGUAGCAAGGAUAUACAAUUAGAGGUCAAAGGAGCUCCACCUGUGAUUUCUAUACCAUUGAACAUUGAAGCAUGCGAGGAUCAGUCUGUAACACUUACCUGUAUAUUAAAGUCAGAACCUCAUGUCCAGUCUUUAGUUUGGUAUAAAGAAGUUGACGGAAAAGAAAGAGCUAUAGAUGUUAAUGGGAUGAACUAUCAUGGUGGAAAUUUGAGCAUCGCCGAAUUGACCAUACUGCACGCUGACAAAAUGGACACCGGAUGUUACAUGUGUCGCGCGUCAAAUUCGGUUGGAACAACUUCCAGUGGAAAGUGCUUCCUGCAGGUUCUAUACAAACCAGUUGUAAUAGUCCAAUUAGAAACGAAUGCUUGUGAUGGUCAAUUGGUCAAUAUAGAUUGUAAUAUAGACGCCAAACCAGACAUUGAUAGUUUGCAAUGGUAUAGAAUAAUCGAUGGACAAUUAGUUGAGUUGCUACAGACGAGUAAACGUUAUACAGGAGGAAACACACGACAUCCAGCCCUAAGCAUUAUUAAUAUAGGCAAAGACGAUGAAGGAAGCUAUAUAUGUAAAGCUACGAACAGUGUCGGAGAGGGUUUAAGUGAUGAAUGCCAAUUAAAAGUCUUCUGUAAGCCAAGAGUUUUGAUUGAAAAAUCCGCAAUAUCCUGUUCAACUGGACAAAACAUAUCAUUAGAAUGUAGAAUACAAGCAGACCCUGCGGUUAAACAUAUCAUCUGGUCAAAAGGAGAAGGAUAUACUAAAAACAGAUGGAACGUUUUAAAGAAAACAGAAAAUGAAACAAUGGAAGGGAGCAUUAAACCUUCAUUUACAAUUCGAAAUGUACAAAUGUCAGACAGUGGGCAUUAUGUUUGUGAAGCAACAAAUAUCGCUGGUACAACAUAUAGUGAACCAAUAACACUAGACGUAACCUCUGAAAUGCCAGAUUCCAAUAUAAUUCUUCUAGCAUAUACAACAGACGCCUGUACUGUAAGGACAUUUAAAGAAAACAUUCUGGAAGUCCCAAGUGAAAAGAAUAAUAUUCAUGUCGGUGAAUUUAUCUUUGAGGAAGGAGUUGACAAAAAUUUUCUAGACACUGUAGAUAGAGCAGUUCAAUCCUCAAAAAUAGUAUUUCUUCUGCUGUCAAACAAUUUUGUCUGUAAAGCAUGGCCGGAUGUAUCAAAUAUGUCAAACCUUUCCGACUGUCUAUAUUCAAGAAAAUCACUCAUAGUACCGGUAUAUUUAGAACAGUUCAUCAAUCUUCCAAUGGGACUAAGAUCAUUGCAAUGCUUGUAUUUUUAUAGAGGAGAUAAUGCUUACAAGAAGGCAUUAGGGAAAUUGUUGCAGGGAUCGUUUUAGAGCAUACUAUCACGUUUUUCAAAAGCAUUGUUUUUUUUUCUUCUAGAGACUUUUCCCUCUUUUUAUAUAUUAAACAAUGUCAUGUUUCAAAUUUGUUGCCUCACACUUGUUUUGAUUUAAUAAACCUUUUUGUGUAUAUAGGA